Molecule: messenger RNA, 1128 nt
Organism: Mycena indigotica
Lineage: Eukaryota; Fungi; Basidiomycota; Agaricomycetes; Agaricales; Mycenaceae
Product: Cysteine synthase
Exons: 9
Coding region: 1-1128 (375 amino acids)
Cellular component (GO): cytoplasm
Molecular function (GO): cystathionine beta-synthase activity; cysteine synthase activity
Source: RefSeq, a predicted model, not a curated record
AUGCCCGUCGACCCUCUCCUGAAUGUCUUUUCUGGAGAACGUGCACUCCAUGACUUCUACGAUCCUGACCAAGGCCCUCUUAUACCACUCGUUGAGCUUCCGGAACGCCUAAACCCAUACCGCAAAGACGGGGUUCGCAUCUAUGCAAAGCUAAUGAGCCACGUUCCCGCAACCAACGUCAAAUCCAUCCCUGCUUUAAAUUUCAUCCUUCGUGGGCAGGAAAAGGGCAAAAUCACCUCCGACACACAUACUCUUGUCGAAUACUCGUCCGGGAGCACCGUCAUCUCGCUCGGGAUUCUCGCCCACAUCUAUGGCAUUCCCAACGUUCACGCUUAUCUCUCCAACAAAACGAGCCAGACCAAGUUAGAGCUGCUCAGGUUUUUUGGACUGGAUUUGACUCUCUUUGGCGGACACGGUCAACCAGAACCGCUUGACCCUAAUGGCGGUAUUUUCACCGCCAAUAUCGAUGGAGCGCAAGAUGGCUUCUACAACCCCGACCAGUAUUCUAACCCAGAGGCUUGUCCUGAUUUAUGUAGCUCGAUGCAAGUUAACGUAGCGUUGAUGCAGAAUUAUGAGUCCCACAUGCGUUGGACAGGACCACAAAUCAUCAAACAGCUUCCCGGCAUCUCCGUAUUCGCUGCCUGUAUUGGGACAUCGGGCACGAUGACGGGAUCAGGUCUUUACCUGAAAUCGGUUAAACCCUCUGUUGCGCGGGUCGGCGUUUGCCCAAAUCCCGGUGAACGUGUUCCUGGCCCACGUAUGGUCAGCCUACUGGCGCCGGUUGAGUUCCCGUGGCGCGAGGCUGUUGACACCAUCGAGGAAGUAGGAACAUUCGAGUCCUACGAGAAAAGUUUGGAACUUUGUCGCAAUGGUCUGCUUGUGGGCCCAUCGUCGGGUUUGGCACUACUUGGGCUCUUCCACUAUCUCGACAAGAAAAUCGCCCAAGGAGAACUCGAGUCUCUUCGCAACGACGACCGCGAAAUUCCCUGUGUCUUUAUUUGCUGCGACCAGCCUUUCCAGUAUAUUUCCGAAUAUUUUGACAAGCUCGGCCCUUCGUAUUUCUUACCUAUUCGCAACGAGGAGCUCAUUGGUGUUGAUUCAUACAAGUAUGGCUACGAUCCUGCAUGA